Molecule: messenger RNA, 1560 nt
Organism: Fonsecaea erecta
Lineage: Eukaryota; Fungi; Ascomycota; Eurotiomycetes; Chaetothyriales; Herpotrichiellaceae
Exons: 1
Coding region: 1-1560 (519 amino acids)
Source: RefSeq, a predicted model, not a curated record
AUGUCCUCCUCGGUGGAUUCCCCCAACCUCACGCCGGUUAUCACAUCGCAGGCUCAGCAUGUUUAUCAACAUGUUUAUCAGCUCAUGUUGUCGUUCACCCAGGCCUUCCCUGUACAAUCAGACCACGGCUACAACCUCCAUGACGUCCGCGUCCUCUUGUAUUCCAGCCUCCAAAAACUGUCGACAUGGCAGCUGAGUUUGCCGCACGAUCUCACUGCGUUGAGCAAGGCAGACCGCGGAAAUUCCCCCUGGGGCAAGGACGGGUACCGAGCGGUGGCAGAGCAACUGAGGCUGAUUCAGAUCGAGUGCCAGGAUAUUCAGCAGAUACUGCAGGCACACACAGAGUUCAACAUCAAACUCGAAACCAAAACCAAUCUUCGUCGCUGGUGGUCGCUCCUGCGGAAGAAAGACCCGAAAAAACAUCAAGCAACAAUUGUCCUGAAAGAAUUGUGGCACCGGCUCAACCUCCUGAGAUGCUCGCUGGACAAACCGGGCGUGUUGUCGGACCUGUACUUCCAGAGACAUCACCAGUCUGCGCUGUUCUUCAUCUCGCCCGAGACCGAUGACGACUUCCUGCGCGACAUCGCCAGUAGUCGACACGCAUCGACACUACUGUACACCACAUGCACGAGAUGGAACCUGAGUCUCGAAAUCGACGUGUUCUGCGCCUGGUGGGGGAAGAUGACACAGAUGCCCCAGGGCAGCAGAGGCUACCAUCUUUUCUUCCACACGGACUACAAGCCAGCGUUGGAACUGCUAAUUGUACCACUCAAGGAUGACGAGGCUGCAAGCGCCAUCUUGAGGGAUGAACAAGCACCACUAUACUCGAACAGCGAGUUCCUGCAAGCGGUCCACGCAGCCAAAUUGGCAGUCGGGACGGGGUCGAUCGUCAAGCUCACCGACUCUCGCGCAGGGACAACCUUCUACUACCGCGUCGAGCGGCUCGUCAAAGGACCUGACACGGGUGAUUACGACUUUGUAUCGGUACCGGCGCGCUGGAGUUUGGAAUUUCACGGUUUCCGCGAGAGGGAACUGCUCAGCCUGGCUUACAAGCUGGUAGAAUUUGGCAUGUACCAUCUCGGAGGCCCCUGGCUAUCAAACCUGCAAAGUUACAACGUUGUGGACCUCAAGUGUAAUACCUCUCAGCCGCGUUGUGUCUUACAUGUUCACUCCGAGUGCUUUGAAUUUUUAGCGCCGUAUGCCAACAGCCUGCCAUGGAUAGUGCGUCCUCAGCUGUUUAUUCUCGGGCUAUCGUUAGUUCAAAUCGCCCUCAAACGUGACAUAAGUGAGAGCCAGCUCGAAUCUUUCGGGCAGCGGGCGGAGAGCCUCGUCCUUGUGGAGGGUUCAAUGGGCAGGGCGUAUCGGAAAGCGUGCGAAUUUUUAUUGAGUCGCGGUGGCGACAGUGUUGCUGAGCUUGAAUUCCUCCUUCACGACUCGAAAGAGGAACGAAACCACAGAGAUCCAGAAGAACCAGAAGGCACUCCCUUAACCUCCAAGGUAGCGUUCUCAAUUUCCAGCACUGACAUUUACGAGGCUCCCCUCCCGACUGACGCUUUAUAG